Molecule: messenger RNA, 1699 nt
Organism: Prunus dulcis (almond)
Lineage: Eukaryota; Viridiplantae; Streptophyta; Magnoliopsida; Rosales; Rosaceae
Product: receptor-interacting serine/threonine-protein kinase 4-like
Exons: 4
Coding region: 11-1699 (562 amino acids)
Cellular component (GO): plasma membrane
Molecular function (GO): protein phosphatase 1 binding; protein phosphatase regulator activity
Source: RefSeq, a predicted model, not a curated record
CCCAAUUUUAAUGGGCAUGGAUCUAGAUGUUUUUAACGCUGCAAAAGAAGGCAAAAUUGAUGUCCUCAGGGGACACGAUCCACAGCAUCUUAACCAAAUAUUGACUCCAACCCGUAACACAGUCCUCCAUGUUUAUAUAGCUAAUGCAAGCACCCCAAAGCUCGUCAAACCUAAAGAAGAAGCGCCGAUCAAGCCAACCAGCUUUGUGGAGGAUAUCCUUCAGAUCUGUCCGACACUGCUAUGGCAGCAGAACGAGAGCGGUGAGACUGCCUUGCACAUGGCGGCCAAACAUGGGCUUGCUGAAAUAGUUGAACUUCUCAUCCAAACUGCAAAAGCUCGUCGUUGUGAAGACCUCGAGCAUGGGGCUGCCGCCUUCGCCUUCUCAUCGUCAUCAGAAGAAGAAGCAGCCUGCUGGAAAAUUUUUAUAAGGACACCUAGUAAGGAGAAGGACACAGCCUUGCACGAGGCAGUGCGGUUUAAGCACCUUGGUGUGGUGGAGAUAUUGAUCAGAGAAUACCCCGACUUUUCCUACCCUCCAAAUGUUGCUGGGGAGACUCCACUUUAUUUGGCUGCCGAGAGGAAAUACAAAGCUUUGUUCUCCGAAAUACUUGGCACUUGCAAGCAUCCAACUUACCAAGGCCCCAAUGGAAGAACCGCUUUGCAUGCUGCAGUAAUUUACGGUGAUGAAGAAAUGACCACAGAAAUACUAAAUAAGGAAAAAGCUUUGGCGAUAGUGGCAGACAAGAAAGGGUGGACCCCACUUCACUACGCUGCAUUCUAUGGUAGUGCUUCAAUUGUUACACAACUACUAGAAGCUGAUAAACACAGUGCCUACAUGGGUGACGAAGCUGAUAAGAAGACCGCUCUUCACAUUGCAGCCGCCAAAGGCCAUGCUAAUGUAAUGAAACAACUUAUUUCUUGUUGUCCUGAUUGUUGCGAAGUGGUCGACCAAAGACGUCGAAAUGCUCUUCAUUAUGCCUUGGAGAAGAGUCAAUCUCGAAUUAUAGAUAUUGUUAUGAUGGAUACAUGGCUUAGCAACGUCCUCUUAAAUGCCAAGGAUGUUGACGGCAACACACCCCUCCAUCUACUUAAUGCUCCUCUCCACACCCGGAUUCCUUUCAUUGGUGAUGCUAGGGUUGAUAAGAUGGCAUUCAAUAAAGAAAACAUGAACGCUCUCGACGUCAUUAAAACUAAUAUUAAUUUUAAAUUUAAGAUAUUUAUCGAGCAUGCUUUGAAAAGGAAUGGUGCAGUAUCAGGCCAUCGAAUUCUAAGCGAAAAUGAUCAUGAUGGCCAUAAAUUAAAGGAAAACAAAUGUGGUGAAGACACUGAAUUGGAUAAAAAUAUAAGAGAAUCCCAUCUGAUAGUGGCUACACUCGUAGCAACUGUUACAUUCACAGCAGGUGUCACCAUGCCUGGUGGUUAUUACCAAAGUGAUGCAUCAGGGGGAAAUGCCAUGAGUAAAGUAUCAAAGCAAAAUGUUAUGGUCCCGGCCCCGGCACCGAUUAAAGUAACAACUCCGGGUUAUGCAGUUCUAUCAAAAAAUGCAGCUUUCCAAAUUUUUUAUCUAGUCAAUAUGCUAGCCUUGUGUUUGUCCACUUAUUCCGUCCUUGUGCACCUUGUCUUAUUGAUACUCCCAGAGGGAAAAGAGAGAUUUGGAGUUCCUGCCUUUUGUUUUCUACUUGGUGACGACAAGGUGUGA